Zalophus californianus (California sea lion) is the source of this 453-nucleotide messenger RNA. RefSeq names its product defensin beta 126 (gene DEFB126). Lineage: Eukaryota; Metazoa; Chordata; Mammalia; Carnivora; Otariidae. The record is from RefSeq and is a predicted model, not a curated record.
AUGAAGUCCCUAUUGUUCACUCUUGCAAGCUUCAUGCUCCUGGCCCAAUUGGUUUCAGGUAGUUGGUAUGUGAAAAAGUGUGCAAACAAAAUUGGAAAUUGCAGGUCGACAUGCAGAGUGGGAGAGGCGGCGAUACAGCCUGCUACUGGGAUAUGCCCCAAAGAAAAAAUGUGCUGCAUCCUGUCUGGCAAAGAGUUUAAUUCUGUUGUCUGCGGGGAAAACUCAAAGAUGACAACCACGGCACAUGCUUCAGAAGUUUCAAUGAGUACCACUAACUGAACAUUCCCACCGUCUCCUGACCUAGGAUCCCUGCUUCAUAAAGCAAAGGGCUUUACUCUGGCGUCACUCUCCUCGAUACACCCUCUUCCCCUGUCCCUCCACGGAACAAUGUCUGGAAGGGCAUCAUAUUUCCUUAGCACCAGCAGUGCCAGGGAAGAGAUGCAAAUAAGGUAG